AUGGAUCACUUGCCGUCGCCGAUGAAAAGCCUGGCGUCGUCGUCGGACGGAGCGAAGGUGGUGGACGCGUACAAGAAGGCGCUCGCCACGGCGGCCUCGGUGGCCGCGUACGCCAUGCUCGCGCGCGGCAUGGCGCGGGAGCUCCUCCCCGAGGAGCUGCGCGUUGCGGUGCGCUGGGGCGCGGCGUUCGUGCUCGCCCGCCUCGGCGGCGGCCGCGGCAAGGACCAGGAGCGCCACACCCUCAUCGUCCGCCGCUACCUGGACGGCGGGCCAGGGUACGGCGAGAACGACCUGUUCGACGCCGUGCUCACGUACCUGGCCACCAAGAUCGACCCCCGCACCAUGCCCCGGCUCUGCGUGUCCCGCUCCCGCAAGAAGGAGCCCGACGCGAGCGGCAACUGGAGCACGCUGCUGUGCAUGGAGCCCGGGGGAUCCACCACGGACGCCUUCGACGGCGUCGAGUUCAAGUGGACUUCCAUCGAGGCCGGCGGCGGCGGCAGCGAAGGCGGCGGCAAUAAGGGGGCCAAGGGAGGCCCGACGCUGGAGCUCAGCUUCGACGCGGAGCACACGGAAACCGCGCUGGAGAAGUACGUGCCCUUCGUCAUGGCCAGGGCGGAGGAGCUGCGGCAGAGGGCACGCGCGCUCAAGAUCUUCCUCAACAGCGGCGGUGGCUGGAAAGGCAUCAACCACCACCACCCGGCCACGUUCAACACGCUCGCCAUGGACCCGGCCAUCAAGCAGGCCGUCAUCGACGACCUCGACCGGUUCCUGAAGCGGAAGGAGUACUACCAGCGGAUCGGCAAGGCGUGGAAGCGCGGGUACCUGCUCUACGGCCCGCCCGGCACCGGCAAGUCCAGCCUCGUCGCCGCCAUGGCCAACUAUGUCCGCUUCAACCUCUACGACCUCGAUCUCUCCGGGGUGUACGACAACUCCACGCUGCAGAGGCUCCUCAUCGACAUGCCCAACAAGUCCGUCCUCGUCAUCGAGGACAUCGACUGCAGCUUCGACACCAUGUCGAGGGAAGACCGCAAGGUAUCGGAUCAGGCCAAGGACUACACAGACGAGGAGGAGCUAGACGACGAAGACGAGUAUGCCCGAGCGUACCAUGCGAGACCAGGAGGUUACAAUGAUCGCAAGAUAACACUGUCUGGACUGCUAAAUUUCAUUGACGGGCUGUGGUCGACGAGCGGCGAGGAACGCAUCAUCCUCUUGACCACCAACUACAAGGACCGGCUCGACCCGGCACUGCUGCGGCCCGGGCGCAUGGACAUGCACGUCUACAUGGGCCACUGUGGUUGGGAAGCAUUCAGGACGCUGGCCCGGAACUACCACCUCAUCGACGACCACGCUCUGUUUCCGGAGAUACAGGAACUGCUUGCAGUGGUGGAGGUGACGCCGGCCGAGGUGUCCGAGAUGCUGCUCCGGAGUGAGGACGUGGACGCUGCGAUGCGAGUGCUGACGGAAUUCCUGCAACAAAAGAGACGGAAGGCAAAUGAGGCAGAGGACAAGAAUUAA
Messenger RNA from Brachypodium distachyon (stiff brome), 1515 nucleotides. Its product is annotated as AAA-ATPase At3g50940. The record is from RefSeq and is a predicted model, not a curated record. NCBI's taxonomy places the organism in Eukaryota, Viridiplantae, Streptophyta, Magnoliopsida, Poales, Poaceae. Bases 1 to 1515 code for a protein of 504 amino acids. Gene Ontology annotation, molecular function: ATP hydrolysis activity; ATP binding. The transcript has a single exon.